AUGCCUCGUAUCCCGCCCGCACUCGCCGGCGCUUUCCGUGCGGCUCGCGCGUCGUCGUCGGCAUCAACGGCGGCGCCGGCCCUUAGGACGCUGCAGCCCGCCACGCGACCCUCACUCCUCGCGCGCUCGCCCCUUCAAUCCCUGUCACUGUCGUUGACGCGCACUACCCAAACCGCUUUACCCAUCCCUGCUGCGACGUCAUCGGCAUCGGCACCUUCGCCUGUAUUGCAACAAGUACGGCACAGGACAUUUGGAACGGAGUACCAGCCGUCGCAGCUCGCUUGGAGGGCGGAAAAUAUUGGCGAGGAGGAAGGCGAAGGGCAGGAGGAAUCUGUCGCAUUGAGGGCCCAUAGACUUGAACCGAGUCCUACAAGUAACAUUACUCUAUCUCUGCUGUAA
This is a messenger RNA of Peniophora sp. CBMAI 1063, 399 nucleotides long. The record is from the annotation of a GenBank genome assembly. Lineage: Eukaryota; Fungi; Basidiomycota; Agaricomycetes; Russulales; Peniophoraceae.